GCAGCGCCAAUAGCGAGCGCGCCUCCCUGCUGUGCCAAAUAUAAAAGCAGCUGCGCUCCGACUUCCACGCAUCGGUUUGGCUUUCCUCAAGCAGCGGCAGCUCACGGAUCAGCGCACAGAUCGUGAUCCUUGCAUGCUUCAUAUUUAAAAGCAGAAUGGAUUUAAACUUCACGCUCUCGGAGCGCAACCUGGCCGGCUUUGGCGCGCUGGCGCAGCGGCUGUUUGGGAACAAGUCGCUGUCUCCCGUUGGGAACGACACGGGCGCUCCCAGACCGGAGGAAGAAGACCUCGAGGUGAACACCGACAUCUACUCCAAGGUGAUAGUCACCAUCAUCUACGUGGCUCUGUUCGCCGUCGGCUCUCUGGGGAACUCCAUCACCCUGUACACCCUGCUGACCAAAAAGAGCCUGCAGAACCUCCAGAGCACCGUACACUACCACCUGGCCAGCCUGGCCGUGUCGGACCUGCUCAUCCUCGUCCUCUCUAUGCCCAUCGAGCUCUACAAUUUCAUCUGGUUCCACCACCCGUGGGUGUUCGGGGACGCCGUGUGCAGGGGCUACUACUUCCUGCGGGACAGCUGCUCCUACGCCACCGCGCUCAACAUCGCCAGCCUGAGCGUGGAGCGCUACAUGGCCAUCUGCCACCCGUUCAAAGCGAAGAGCAUCAUGUCCCGGAGCCGCACUAAGAAGCUUAUCAGCGCCAUGUGGAUCGCGUCCUUCGCGCUCGCCACUCCGAUGCUCUUCAUCAUGGGCCAAAUGACCCGCAACGGGGAGAAGAUCUGCACCACCAUCGUCUCCGCUGUCACCAUGAAGACCGUGCUGCAGGUAAAUGCGUUCCUGUCCUUUGUGUUGCCGAUGGUUGCCAUCUCCGUGCUCAACGGGGUCAUAGCCAAUCAGCUGCUGCGGAUGUUCCAGGAAGCUGAGCAAGACAGCCGCAUGUCCAUCACCAGGGGAAAUCCCACCAUGCUGAACAUCACAGUGGAAUCAAACCGCGCUCAGUCGCUUCGCCAUGGAGUUCUCGUCCUCCGAGCCGUGGUCAUCGCCUUUGUGGUCUGCUGGCUGCCCUAUCACGCUCGCCGCCUCAUGUUUUGCUACGUCUCCGACUGGUCAGACAACAUGUACGACUUCUACCACUACUUCUACAUGCUGACCAACGUGCUGUUCUACGUCAGCUCGGCCAUCAACCCCAUCCUCUACAACCUGGUGUCUGCUACCUACCGCCAGAUCUUCUUCACCACGCUGCGCUACUUCUUCGUGCCCUGCCGCCACACACCCAGGAAGCAGCUGCACCCCCUGACCCGCCACUCCAUCAGCAUUUCCAGCAACCACACCUUUUCCACCAACAUCAUCAAAGAAACAACGUACUGACAGUACGGAACUGCUUGCUGCCGUGCUGCAGCGGCAGAAGGAAACCUCCGUUAGACGUUGGGUCAUGGUGCACGUCGUGGAACUGUGGUGAUCAUCAUUUGUCCUGGUAAACCAAGUACCCACCCAGAGACCACUGUCAUUUGACUGCAACUGCACAAUGUCUCGUGACUUCAUCCAGCAUUGCAUGAAGUGAGGUGAACAUUUUGUUUCUUAUGAUGUUAAAUAUAAACUUCAGAAACUCUAUAAACAUGGCCUUUGGCAAUACUGUCAGUGCAAUGGCAGCCAUGGUGUAACCAUCAUCUGUGAGCGUCUGUGGAUAAACCUCACUUUGAUGUUAGAUGAAGCAAAGCAGGGUAAAGGGCGUAAAGUCUGUGGAGGAAAACCCCUUUCAUCACAGGCUCUUUACCCGUCCUGCAUGUGUUGACUUUGGUCAAGCGAAACUCUGCUGCCCAGCUCUCAGCCUGCAGGAGGUCCUUGUUGUACAGCUCACCUCCUGAUAUCCAGCGGGGUUUUGUAAAUACACUCACAGGGAGAAUGUUAAUUUCUGACACUUUUCGGUUUUCAUAGCAAAAACCUGUGAAAGCAUAGCCAGAACAAAAGAGGCUGUGACUGAUUGUUGUACUUGUGCAUAACUAUGUCAGAAAUUAUACACUCUGGAAAUAAAGUUGUUCCUAAACUCAA
Messenger RNA from Poecilia latipinna (sailfin molly), 2048 nucleotides. Its product is annotated as neurotensin receptor type 1. The record is from RefSeq and is a predicted model, not a curated record. Gene Ontology annotation, cellular component: plasma membrane. Gene Ontology annotation, biological process: neuropeptide signaling pathway. Gene Ontology annotation, molecular function: G protein-coupled neurotensin receptor activity. NCBI's taxonomy places the organism in Eukaryota, Metazoa, Chordata, Actinopteri, Cyprinodontiformes, Poeciliidae. Bases 156 to 1367 code for a protein of 403 amino acids. The transcript is spliced from 4 exons.